This is a messenger RNA of Magallana angulata, 1901 nucleotides long. RefSeq names its product carbonic anhydrase 2-like. NCBI's taxonomy places the organism in Eukaryota, Metazoa, Mollusca, Bivalvia, Ostreida, Ostreidae. The coding region runs from base 109 to 1050 and encodes 313 amino acids. The transcript has 8 exons. Gene Ontology annotation, molecular function: carbonate dehydratase activity; zinc ion binding. Gene Ontology annotation, cellular component: cytoplasm. The record is from RefSeq and is a predicted model, not a curated record.
AAAAGGAGAUACGUUUCAACGCUUAGAGCUACAGAACGGCUCAGAAGUCGUGUCAAAAUUGUUUUCCAACGUGAAGAGGAAUUUUGAAGCAGUAACAAAAAGUCCGCAAUGAGGAAAUUAGGAUCCAGUCUUUUGAAUGCAGUGGCAUCGUUAUCAAUCCAUAGUCCAAAAUACCAUUCCAAGAGGUUAACAAGUAAAAACUUGAUUGUUUUUGCGCGCUGUAUUCAUGAUUCUGGCAACAAUCAAAAGCGACAACCAUGGAAUUAUGAUAAACUGUCCAAUUGGGGAUAUGAUAACAAAAGAGGACCAGAUACAUGGCAUAAGAAUUUUCCUGAGGGACUCGGACGCCAACAGUCUCCUAUUGACAUCCAGACAGACAAAGUCUGCUAUGACCCAGAACUUGCCAGCAACCCUCUACAGUUCAGCUAUGGUGUGUGUCAGGGAGCCAAGGUACACAACACAGGGCGGUCCCUGAAAAUUGACAUCAACCAGCAGUCAGAAGUAACUGGAGGUCCACUGAGGGAUAGGUUUCAUUUUGAACAGUUUCAUCUUCACUGGGGCUCCACUAAUAACAAAGGAUCAGAACAUACAAUCGAUGGCCAACUGUAUGCAGCAGAGUGGCACUUGGUCCAUUGGAAUCUGAAGUACGGCAAUUUUUUGGAGGCGGCGUAUCACCCUGAUGGUCUCUCCGUUGUGACCUACAUGGUGAAAGUUGGUUCUGAACAUGCUGAGUUUAAGAAGCUGACAGACGCUUGCUCUCGACUGGUGGAGGCUCAUACAUCAGUAGCACUGGAGGAGCCAUUUGAUGCCGCCAAGUUAUUGAAAGAUGACCUCACUAGAUACUGGACGUACCCAGGAUCACUGACCACACCCCCUCUGCUGGAAAGUGUCACUUGGAUCAUAUUCCAAGAGCCUGUGGAAAUCUCACAACAACAGAUGGAUGCUUUGAGGAAGCUGAAAUUCCCCGAGGGUCAGUGUAUGAUGGACAACUACAGACCCCCUACCCCGAUCCAUCAGCGAACUGUGAGGGCCUCCUUUACAGGGCCAUAGACCCCUCUCUACUACGUGUGACCUUUCCCACAAUCAGUGCAGACACUAGUAUUGACCUAUUACCUCAGUAUAUGGUCAACUGCUCAGAAAUCCAGUAAAAAACAACACCUCUUUUUUACAUAUGACAGAACUCUUGUUGUUUUGUGGGGAUAUGGAUACCAUUCCUCGAUGGUUUGCCUCAGUCUGUCACCAUUUUUUAUCACCACUAGCCCUGCUCCUACUGAUUGUUAAAAAGAAUCAAGCCAUUUAUUAUGCACAACUUUCUAUUUUGUUUUGGUAUUUACACAGACUUACUGGUAAGCAUUGGUAUUUAGGGUAUAGGGUAUUGAUAUUAAGCUUUGCAAUGUUUUUAAGUUGAUGUUGUUUUUCUCAGUUAGGAAAUACUCCCUCAUAAUUCCUGCUGGGUAUGUUGUAACAAGCACUUUGCAAUAUUUAUCUACUUGCGGGUAUCCUGAUGGUGUGUUUGCACCAAUGGCGUACAAUGAUUUAAUAUGAAUUUCACGGGAAAUACAUUGAUAUUGCAUAAUAGGUUCAUUAUAUUUUUAAGGAUAUCCCUGCUUAGCAUACAUGUUACUUGUUCAUCAAAUCAUUUAUCUUUUAAUAGGACACAUAACCUUUCAUUGAAUUGUUUUUCGAAGUGUGUUUUUGAUAUGCUUUAUUGUGCUAUGUAAUUAUGCUUUAUUGUGUUUUGUAAUUAAAACAAACAAGGUAUAUAUCUAUAUAGAUCCAAGUAAAAGUGUACAUGUCCAAGUGUGUAGAAAUGUCUAAAACAAAUACAUUGUACUUUCUGACUCUCCCACAAAUAUUUUUUAAAGAAAAUUGUAAAAAAGAAUAAAUACAAUAUAAUGCAG